CACCACUUUCUCUAGGGACCGUAGGCCUUUCCAGACCCAGCUUCUCUGGGUCCCCUCUGCAUCGGCACCCCUUUUCUGAAUGUCAGGCCUUCUUUAGGGACCUGGGCCUCUUUUCUCCUAAACUUUACUUCCUCAGCAAACAGACAUCCACAGCUCCUGCCCUCCCUCCCAGGCUUCUCUGGCCUCAUGUGCUCUUGGCCUGGCUGGGCCUCCUAGGCCGGUCCACCCUCUGACCUGCUGCCUAUCCCACAUAUGGAGAACCCAGGAUUGGUGCUGCAUGGGCAGAAUGCACCCUUUUCCACAGCACUUCGAAGCCUUGUCAACAACCCCCUGUACAGUGAUGUUUGCUUUGUGGUUGGUCAAGAACGCCAAGAGGUAUUUGCCCACCGGUGCUUGUUGGCUUGUAGAUGCAACUACUUCCAGAGACUUCUGGGCCCCGGGGUGCCUAGUCCCGUGGUGCUGAGCACUGUGCCGGCGGAGGCCUUCUUAGCCGUGCUGGAGUUCCUGUACACCAACAGCGUCAAGCUGCACCGACACUCUGUGCUGGAGGUGCUGACAGCAGCUGUGGAAUACGGACUGGAGGAACUCAGAGAGCUAUGCCUGGAGUUUGUGGUGAAGGUGCUGGAUGUGGAGCUGGUUUGUGAGGCUCUGCAGGCUGCUGUAACCUUUGGCCUGGGGCCACUGCAGGAGCGGUGCAUAGCCUUCAUAGAGACUCACAGCCAGGAGGCGCUCCGCACCCGGGGCUUCCUGGAACUGUCCGCCACCGCCCUGCUGCCCGUGUUACGCAGUGACAAGCUCUGCGUGGACGAGGCUGAGCUGGUCCAGGCAGCCCGAAGCUGGGCGCGCGUGGGCGCCGCUGUGUUGGAGCAACCGGUGGCCGAGGUGGCGGCUCCAGUGGUUCGAGAGCUGAGGCUGGCUUUGCUGGCCCCGGCGGAGCUAAGCGCACUGGAAGAGGAGAACCGGCGGGAGCCGCUCAUCCCGGUUGAGCAAAUUGUGGAGGCAUGGAAGUGCCACGCUCUACGGAGAGGGGAUGCGGCCCGAGGCGCACCAUGCCGCCGGCGGAGGGGCACCGUGCCCCGGGAUCACCACCGCUUUCUCGACCUUCGUUUCAAAUGACCCACUUCCGGACUUUCCUCGGAUUUUGACCACGCCCCCAAAACAAACUACAACUCCCGAGGUGCUCUGCGCUGGAGGCGGGCUUCCGCUUCCAGCAAGCCUAGCGGGCCGGAUGCCGGAAGAGUCAGGCUCCGCUGAGAAUUAGAGGCGGGACAGUGGGCCUACGGUUGGGGCUGGACGUCCCGGAACCGGAAGCGAGGGUGGCCUUUGUUUCAGGAGCUCGCUCGGCCUCAGCCGGUCGCUCCUCUGGAGCUUCCUGGCUCCAGUCUCACUGCAGUUUCGAGCCUCUCACCUUCUCGGCCCCGGAAAUUAGCGUUUCUCGUUUCUGCGGGACAGGAACCAGGACCUCAUUCUUGCCUACUUCAUGCUUUUUCUCCCUUUUUUGGUGUUUUUCUCUGUGUAGCCUUGGCUGUCCUGGACUAGCCUUGUAGACCAGGCUGGCCUUGAACUCACGGAGAUCCGUCUGUCUCUGCCUCCCAGAGUGCUGGAACUAUAGGCGUGUUCCACGGCGCCCGGCUUCUUUUUCUCCCUUCUAAUACUACUUUUGAGCAGGUUUAGUCUGCAGCCUAUCUUCUGACACGUUUUGGGGUCGUUUCUCCCAUCACCCCAGCCAGUGCCCCUCACUCUUUUUCAAAUCAGUGCACAAUACAUCGCUGUGAUUGUCAA
Psammomys obesus (fat sand rat) is the source of this 1782-nucleotide messenger RNA. It is a transcript of the gene Btbd19, whose product is annotated as BTB domain containing 19. NCBI's taxonomy places the organism in Eukaryota, Metazoa, Chordata, Mammalia, Rodentia, Muridae. Gene Ontology annotation, molecular function: protein binding. The coding region runs from base 253 to 1116 and encodes 287 amino acids. The record is from RefSeq and is a predicted model, not a curated record. The transcript is spliced from 8 exons.